AAACCGUAUCCCUUCAUUCAUUGUCAGCAGCAGCUUCCUGGAGCCAUUUUUCAGCUGCCGGCCGCAGCACCCGGGCUGCCGCCGCCGCCUCGCAAUCCAUUGCAUCGGCCGCCCCCGACGCCUCCAUCCCCGCUUGGGGCCCGAUAUCCGUGCGGCCGGGACCCUCCUCUCUCCAGAGCCCCGAUUAUUUUUGGCCCCCGGGGCCUGUGCGGUGCGGAAAAAUAAAAAGAAAAGAGAGAGAGGGGGCUCGGAAGCGCCGGGCGGGGAGGAGAGAAGGAGGAGAGACUUGGAAACUCCGACUGCAAAUAAUAAAGAAAUUGAAAACAAUACAUUAAUAUACCAUAACACUAAAAAGAGCAGGAGCGAGAGAUGAGAAAGGGGAUCCAGCCCGCUCUGGAGCAGUACCUGGUGACCGCCGGGGGUGGGGAGGGGGCGGCUGUCGUCGCCGCCGCCGCUGCAGCCUCCAUGGACAAAAGGGCACUGCUAGCCAGCCCAGGCUUCGCCGCCGCCGCCGCCGCUGCCGCCGCCCCGGGCGCGUACAUCCAGAUCCUCACCACGAACACUUCCACCACCUCCUGUUCCUCCUCCCUCCAAAGCGGCGCCGUAGCCGCCGGCCCCCUCCUCCCCAGUGCCCCCGGCGCGGAGCAGACCGCCGGCAGCCUCCUCUACACCACGCCGCACGGACCCUCCAGCAGAGCCGGGCUGCUGCAGCAGCCACCAGCCCUGGGACGCGGCGGCAGCGGCGGCGGCGGCGGCCCUCCGGCAAAGCGAAGGCUGGAGCUAGGAGAAAGUGGUCAUCAGUACCUCUCAGAUGGUUUAAAAACCCCCAAGGGCAAAGGAAGAGCUGCACUGCGAAGUCCAGAUAGUCCAAAAACUCCAAAAUCUCCCUCAGAAAAAACGCGGUAUGAUACGUCUCUUGGUCUGCUCACCAAGAAGUUCAUUCAGCUCCUGAGCCAGUCACCCGAUGGGGUCUUGGAUUUGAACAAGGCAGCAGAAGUGCUAAAAGUGCAAAAGAGAAGGAUUUAUGAUAUCACCAACGUUCUGGAAGGCAUCCACCUCAUUAAGAAGAAGUCUAAAAACAACGUCCAAUGGAUGGGCUGCAGUCUGUCUGAGGAUGGGGGCAUGCUGGCCCAGUGUCAAGGCCUGUCAAAAGAAGUGACUGAGCUCAGUCAGGAAGAGAAGAAAUUAGAUGAACUGAUCCAAAGCUGCACCCUGGACCUCAAACUGUUAACCGAGGAUUCAGAGAAUCAAAGGUUAGCUUAUGUUACAUAUCAAGAUAUUCGAAAAAUUAGUGGCCUUAAAGACCAAACUGUUAUAGUUGUGAAAGCCCCUCCAGAAACAAGACUUGAAGUGCCUGACUCAAUAGAGAGCCUACAAAUACAUUUGGCAAGUACCCAAGGGCCCAUUGAGGUUUACUUAUGUCCAGAAGAGACUGAAACACACAGUCCAAUGAAAACAAACAACCAAGACCACAAUGGGAAUAUCCCUAAACCCACUUCCAAAGACUUGGCUUCAACCAACUCAGGACAUAGCGAUUGCUCAAUUUCUAUGGGAAACCUUUCUCCUUUGGCCUCUCCAGCCAACCUCUUACAGCAGACUGAGGACCAAAUUCCUUCCAACCUAGAAGGACCGUUUGUGAACUUACUGCCUCCCCUGCUGCAAGAGGACUAUCUCCUGAGCCUCGGGGAGGAGGAAGGCAUCAGCGAUCUCUUUGAUGCUUACGAUUUGGAAAAGCUCCCACUGGUGGAAGACUUCAUGUGUAGUUGAUUAUGCUUCGUGUGAACUCUCCUUAAAAACCGGUAUUUUUUUAUCAUGGAACCAGAACAUCUGUCAUGCAGUGUUGUCCCCUCCUCCCUUCUUCCUCCAAGAGAGUAUCAUGAAGUAAACGACAAACUUCAGAAGAAAGCUGACAUUUUAAUGAAUUUUUUAAAAAAUUAAUAAACAAAUCGUCUAAACGCACAGUUGCAGGCUCCCUUGGGAAAGCCCUGCUUUGCUCCAGGCUCCAAGAUCUCCUGGCUAAGUCAGCAAGUGAGAAAAUGUGCAAUCAGGUGUCUCUCACCCCGACUUUUCCUUCCUCCUUCCUCCCCGGAUUGGCUUGCUGUGCCUGACGGAUGGGCUGUAGAAUGGGGUCUGGCCACCUGGCCCGCUGGGAAACAGCAAUCUUCCUUAAUAGCAUUUCAAGCCGUGCCUUCUCCGCAGAAUGCAUGUCUUUGGGGUCUGCUAAUAUGGAAUGGAACUGCAGCAAAUGCAAACUUGAAGUCAUGCAAAAGUAUGAAAUGGAUUUCUUCAGCUCUUCUUAGGAAUAUUUAAAUUACUGUCAUAAUUCAGUUUAAGCUAUGAACUGUGUGUCCCAGUAGGAGGUCAAGAAAACCUCCACAGCCUUCUGGAUGAAGAACCUGUUUUCAAAUAUACUUGUUGCAGAUACAGAAGACUAGUAGAGUUCUGCCACUCUAAGCUGUUGUGGAUUUUCCUGUCUCCAUGAACCACUCCCAUUCCCCUGUCCCCAAUGUGUUUGUGAGUUUCCAGUUGAUUUGUAGCAAAUGCCUACUUAGUUCUUUGUGGAUUGUUUUAGACUUUUUAUUUUUUUAGCUGCCAUUUAAGCAUUCCUGUGGCACCCAUCACCAUUUCAAUUUAAUUGUUUACUUUGAAGCGGUUUUUGCAAAUUCACAUUACUUAAGCAGAGGGAGAGAACCUCUACUGAUCAGAGCAUCCAAACCUGUGUGAUCUAAGGUUUAUCAGCCUCUGCAAGAAGCUUUGUCCCAUCGUGCUUCCAUUCCCAGGAGGGGGAGCUUGGAGCGAGUCAGUCCUGGGGCUUGCUGACAUGGGUGGCCCAUUGGAAAGGAGAACCAGGUCAGAUGACGUAACAGCCCCAAGGAGCAGCAAGCAUGGGUCCCUCCAUCCUUGGGCUUCCCGGGCCCCUGUGACCGGGGAAAGGGCUCUCUUACACCGCACUCAGGGAGACCACUUCUCAGGAUGGGGUCAGAUGGAGAGACCUCUAGGGAGAAAGACAUCCCCAUUGUGUGAGUGGCAUUUCCUUAAGCUGGCAGGAACAGGGAGCGGCCCUGUGUCAGGGGCUGGAAUAGUUCUGGCCAGACCCCGUUCCCCUUCCUCUAUGAAGGAAUAAGUUGGACCAAGGGAAGUCGGGGACGUAGAAAAUGAAGCUAAACAAUGCCAGGGCGUCUCCCGCUUUACUCUUCAGGAAUGGUGUCCCAAGUUGGAGGCUUUGUGUCAGCUGCAAAUCCUACCAGUUAUGUCCAAGAAUGGCCUUCCCUCAGGCAGGUGGCAGUGGCUAUCUCCCACUGGGAAUAUGGCGUAGUGUCUCCGGUCCAUUCCUUGGAUGCUAAGGACUGCGGGAAUGAGGGAGUCAGAUAAAGAACAAACCUCAAAACGAACAGUUAAAUUGAAAUGCUAUGUGCCUGACCCAAUGGUAGGCAUAUAGUAGGCACUCAACUCAUAUGUUUAAUUGAAUUGAAAAUAUCCCUUAGGAAAAAAAAAAAAAAAACACAAACAAAAAACCACAAGAGCCCCAGCCAGUUUACUCCAGGUAGAUUUCCACAAUAUGCAAAGUGGUGGUGGGGUCAAGACAGAUGACACCAGCACUUUAAACUCUUUGUGUGGGUAUGCGUGGGUGUAUGUUUGGGAAGAAAAACAAAGGUGCAGACUAUCUUCCUUUUUUCUUCUUCAGCCUCCAUCCCUGGCCUCCUCCCCUCACACACACUGGACUUGGUACAAAAUGUCGGUGUGGUCCUAGAUGAAGCAUUGGGGUGGGGGAGGGAGAGGGAGCUUUGUGUUAAGUGCCUACUGGAAAUGCACUGUGGGGUUUUUUCCUGUAUGGGAAACCAUUUAUGCCAAGCUUUUCCCCAUUUCCCAUAUUUAUCUCAUCUGGUUAGCUGCCUCUGCUUCCAGCUUUGUGUAAUUCUCUUUGCCAGCUGCACAAAGCUGAUUUUUUCCAAAGUCUGAAGACUGAGCUCACCUGGCUAGAUUGUUGUGUGUUUUGUUGAAAUUUCUCAUAAUGUAAUGCCGUAUUUAUUGUUUUAAAAAUGAAAGGAAUACUAAUAAGUCUUAAAAGUUCCUUCAUGGAUAAGAUUUUUUUUUCCAGUUACUGGGCUUAACUGGUGUACAUUAAUUAGAUGUCCAUACUGUAUUUUGUUUGCAUUAAGUACUUUUCUUUUUGACUUAGUAUCCGGCACACAAAGUGGGUUAGUACUACAGUAUUUGCGUUACUUUAAGUACUAAGUAUGCAGGUUUCCUGGUACCAUUGAGUUGCUGCUAUUAAAGCUCACACACGAAAUGGCUAAAAGUUACAAGUGUGCGAAUUAUGACUGCGUGAGCCUUAGAAAAUAAAAUGUAUAAAGGGCAACACAUGAGCUGUCAAACAGUGUUAGGUAUGUGUUUAUAUGUACAGAGUUGUGCAUAGCAAUCGUUUUAUUUAAGUUGAUAUGUAGUCUACUCACAUUUUCAUUAUUUGGCAAUUUUGUACAAAAAUAGCAAUUAAUUUGUAAACACUGCCAGAAUACUUUCUAGCUGGUUUGUAAUUUUGUAAGAGUGUUAUUUUGUUUUGUUUUUUCUGUUCUGUGUCGUGGUUCUUGUUUUCAUUUUUGUUGUAUGUAUAGAUCUGUAAAUAAAAUUGCAGUAUUUAAAGCUUAAGCUUUCAGGAAAAAGAAAAUAAGAAUUCAAUGUGUGCAUGACAACUCGUGUGUAUGAGAAGGAGGGAUUUGAAGGAAGAUGGCUUGCAGAGUAAGUCGGGUGGCAAUUGUCAGGGUGUGGGAAUUUCUCUUCCUACGGGGUACGUGAUUUUGUAAAAAGGAAGUAUUUCUCCCAAAAUUGGGAGUAGGCAAACUGCGAAUCAGUUUAGCUUUGUGUUGUAUGCUAGUUUAAAAAAGAAAAUAUGUAAUAUAAUGUAAAAAAACAACAACAAAAAAAGCUUUUAUGAUGGAUUUUGUAAAUAGAUUUGUUACAGGGUGACCUGUUCUCUAGCUGUGAUCUUACCACUUCAAAUGGGUGUAAUUUGAAUAAAUUUUGUAUGGUAAAGGAUCAAUAAAAUGAUUUUUUUUUUAAGAGUU
Messenger RNA from Rhinopithecus roxellana (golden snub-nosed monkey), 5063 nucleotides. RefSeq names its product E2F transcription factor 3 (gene E2F3). The transcript has 7 exons. Gene Ontology annotation, molecular function: RNA polymerase II cis-regulatory region sequence-specific DNA binding; protein dimerization activity; DNA-binding transcription factor activity, RNA polymerase II-specific. NCBI's taxonomy places the organism in Eukaryota, Metazoa, Chordata, Mammalia, Primates, Cercopithecidae. Gene Ontology annotation, biological process: regulation of transcription by RNA polymerase II. The coding region runs from base 370 to 1767 and encodes 465 amino acids. The record is from RefSeq and is a predicted model, not a curated record. Gene Ontology annotation, cellular component: RNA polymerase II transcription regulator complex.